This is a messenger RNA of Didymosphaeria variabile, 1158 nucleotides long. RefSeq lists its product as uncharacterized. The transcript is spliced from 3 exons. The record is from RefSeq and is a predicted model, not a curated record. NCBI's taxonomy places the organism in Eukaryota, Fungi, Ascomycota, Dothideomycetes, Pleosporales, Didymosphaeriaceae. The coding region runs from base 1 to 1158 and encodes 385 amino acids.
AUGACGACUAGCACUGGGGAAGAAAGUGUCGAUGCGGAAGUCUUCAGGCCUGAGAAGGCUCCGCUUCUGGAGAGAAGGCAAUCCGAUGAUCACCACGAUCAACCGUCCCCGUCAUACUCAGCUGGACCAUCCGGCACUCGCGACGAGGGACCUCUCAUCCGACGCUCGUCUACCAUCGUUCCGGCCCGCAAACCCGUGGACUGGGCGAACAACACCGCAGAUGCUAUUAGAUGCAGCGUUCUGAAUGAUCGACCGGCCACAUGGACGGUGAAGAAAAAGAGAGGCAUGGCGCUGUGUCCCUUGGCUGCCGCCGUUUUAGUCCGCGAGGGCAUCCUCACCACCAAACAACUCGAGCUUGUACCAUCACUCCUUGAACGUCCAUCUUCUCCUUCUUCUUCACGAACAAACCCACAUAACCCCACAGAUCCCUUGUCAGCCGUCAUCAUAAGUAGUUAUGAUGUUCUCGGAGAUAUCUUGCUUGGGGCUGCUGGCGGCCCGGUAGAAGUAGCGCGCAAACUUGGGCCUCUGGCACGGGAAUCAGAACGGAACGAAGCGCUGGCUCGGGAAUCACAGGCAUCGACGUGGGCGCGGGAGAACGAGCGGUCGACUGAUAAUGCACUGAUGGUUGGUCCGAAAGCACUGGUGCACUAUGGCGUCGGCACGUACAAGGGUUGUCGAAAAAUCGUGGAGACAGCCAUCAAAACUCCAAUGACCUAUACGCAUAGCUUGACGAGAGGAUUUCAUAACGCGCCGAAGCUGUAUGGGGAGCAAUUGAGACCUCGCGAAGAGGUUGUCGACCUGAAGAGUGGAUUUGUAGUAGGAGGAAAGACGCUUGUACUGGGUACAUAUGAUGGUGUCAAAGACUUCUUUUGGAUGCCAGUCAAGGGUGCGCAAAAGGAAGGCAUUGCCGGAGUCGGUAAAGGCUUCUGCAAAGGAUUUGGAAACCUCACGUGCAACUUCGGUGAAGCUGCUGUCGGAAUCGUUGGAUAUUCCUUUUACGGCAUCUACAAAGAGAUCCAAAAGUCGGCUUCGGGAGGAAACCUACCGGCUAGGAAUGUAGUGUUGACGCUGGGCGAAGCUGAGUUUGAACAAGCCAACGAGGAGGAGCGGCGCAACGUCAUCAAGCGGUGGCUUCAGGUGCAAAUGAGGCAGAAAUGA